Molecule: messenger RNA, 1317 nt
Organism: Drosophila simulans
Lineage: Eukaryota; Metazoa; Arthropoda; Insecta; Diptera; Drosophilidae
Exons: 3
Coding region: 1-1317 (438 amino acids)
Source: RefSeq, a predicted model, not a curated record
AUGACCACGCGGGAGCGCUUUUGGGAUGUAGAAAAUUGUCCCGGCCCAAUAGUUCAAGCCACUAAAGAGGAGCUAGAUUGCGAGGCCCACUUUGUUAAAAAUUACACCAGACUGCCAGCUGGCGAUUACUCGGUACGGUUGCCGCUAAAACUCCAUUUGGACUCUUUAGGAGAUUCCUAUCCUCAGGCAUUGCGGAGAUUCUUGUCGCUGGAAAGGAAACUUACAAAGCACCCUGGCUUGAGGGUUAAAUAUGCGGCGUUCAUGAAGGAAUAUCGUGAUCUGGGACAUAUGUCGCCUGUGCCUGCCUCCGAGGUCAGUUCGUGUCGAUAUUUUUUGCCACAUCAUUGCGUUAUGAAGGAGGAUAGCACUACCACCAAGCUUCGCGUUGUCUUUGACGGAUCAGCUGCCACUUCCACUGGUUACUCGCUUAACGAUGUGUUAAUGGCUGGCCCGGUCAUCCAGCCCAAGCUAUUUCACAUCCUAAUUCGAUUUCGCUCACACCCAGUUGCCGUUACAGGAGACAUAUGUAAAAUGUACCGCUGUGUAAAGGUCUCGCAAGAAGAUAGCUAUUUGCAGUGCAUUGUAUGGAGGGACUCCCCGAUCGAUGACCUUCAAGUAUACAAACUCGACACAGUUACCUACGGCACCAAACCAGCCUCCUUCUUGUCCGUAAGGGCUAUGCAGCAGUUGUCAAUCGAUGAGCAGGCAUCGUUUCCCAUGGGAUCAGAAAUCCUUCGUCGUGAUUUCUACGUGGAUGAUCUUAUCUCCGGCUCAGGCACGGUAAAGGAUGCUAUCAGCAUAAUGCAGCAGACGGCUGGCAUUCUUGCGAAGGGCAAGCUCAAGCUAAGGAAAUGGUGCUCUAACAUUCCGCUUGUGCUGGAGGGUGUGCCCGCCGAGGACAAGGAAUCAUUCAUGAAGUUUGAAGAUGGUAGCGAUUUCACCAAAACUUUAGGUCUCGCUUGGGAUCCCGCCUCCGACCAGCUAUUGUUUUCGUUCUCUGCCUUUCAGUCGCCACUGAGACCCUGCAGGCGCUCUGUUUUGUCUGCGAUUGCUAAAUUUUACGAUCCUCUCGGCCUGGUCGGUCCGGUAAUUACAAGGUGUAAAAUCUUUUUGCAGCAGCUCUGCAAGGAAAAGCUGUCCUGGGAUGAAAGCCUCCCGGAAACUCAUAACACGAAAUGGCUUGAUAUAUCGCAGAGUCUGAUCUUGAGGUGCAUGGGUUUUGUGAUGCAAGCAUUGAUGCCUAUGGAGCCUGCGUUUAUGUGGUUUCUAAAGGGAAUCAAAGUUUUAGCCAUUUGCUUUGCUCGAAGUCGCGCAUAG